AGACGCAGUCAACAUCUCUGCAAGAAUGUCGAGUAAGGCUUGACACCCAGGGUUAAACUGAAGGCUUCCCCAGAAAAGGACCUAUUCCUGCAACCUCCAAUUCCUUCAGCUCUCACCUGGAGGAAUCGACCUUUCACCAUCCCCUUCCGUUUCUUCUUUCUUUCUCUCUUGUGUAUGCAGGAAGUCCUGGAUAAGAUCUGCCGCCUGGCCUCUCCUCCCUCCCUCGGAGCAAGCCAGGUUGUGCACCGCCUACAAGUUGUGGCCCGGAAGAACUUGGAAAUGGUCACGUACCGCCUGUUAGAGCUCCCAUGGAGCACCUGCGGCGAGCUGCUCUGGGACAUCAUCACCUCGCCGUACUGCAGCGGGGAUGCGGUCCUGUUCCUGCUCCUGGCCAAGGAGAAGGAGGGCCCUUGGCCUCCUCAAGGAGAGGAACAGACCACCCAUCCUCUUCCCGCAGCUACGGCCAGAGCGAUGAGGCUCAUCAGGAGGAUCGUCCGGUCCGAGGAGUGCCCCGUGAUGCUGGAGGCUUGGUUCCCCGAAGUUCUGCUCUGCCUGGUGGAUACCAUCAUCACAGGCACCAGGCAGCAGAAUACAUCAGGCCAAGGAGGGGACCAUCUGCCUCUGGAGGAGACGGUUGACACCAUCCAGGUGCUGCUAGCCAGGGUGGCACACCUGACCCUGGAAGAGAGCUGCAGGGAGAUGUUGUGCCGCCCCAGCUGCUGCCUCCAGGGCGUGGCCAUGUUGGUGACGGCCCUCACGGAGACCUCCCCCUCUGCCACGUGCAGCCUCCAGAGACAUCUGAGUUCUGUCCUGGAGAAGGAAGAGGCAAAGGAGCAUUCAGCUGCAGUGGUGGCCUUCUUUGUUGAGCUGCUGGCUAAUUACAAGAGCCAAGCCCCCAUGGAGAAGACCUGGAAACUGCUAAUGGCUUGGAUGGAACACCGCAGCCAGACUAUGAUGAGCCCCGAGGAGCUCUGCCAUGCCAUCCUCGGUGGGCUCAGCAGUGACAGCUCCGCCAUCACCUUGGAGUUCUUGGGCUUGGCGGAGCAGCUCGGCCUCCAGACAGAAGGGGAAGUCUGGACACCCCUGAAUGCCUCCUUGGCUGCCCAGUACCACUCACUCUUCCACCACGAGGCGGUAACCAUCCGAAGGGCAGCCUUGAAACACAUCUGGCCUCUUCUGCAGCACCGGAAAGAUCUUGAGGGGAUAGCAGCCAUCCACACCCUCAUUGCGGUGCUGAUGCACGUGGAGGAUGUUGAGGAGGAGGUGGCGAAGGCAGCAAAGCUUACCCUGCGGCACCUGGCACAGGCCCUCCAUUGGCACCUUGGGGGCACCCUCCUGGCGGGGGGGACUUACAGCCUGCAGGAGCUACUUCAUAAGAUCACCAAGCGCCUGAUUCGGUUCCCCAUCCCGGAGUCGCAGUUGGAGAUGGAAGUGUUUACCUGCCUUUGGUACUUCAAGAGCAAGCAGGCUUCAGUGAGGAGAACGGCUGCGAUGUUCAUUGGGAUAGCCACGUUCCAGCCAGAAAGGCACGGCCCGCUGCAGCCUUUCAUGGAGUCACUCGCCUGUUUGGGCCAUGGACCUUCCUUUAGCCCAGGCCAGGCGUGA
Messenger RNA from Candoia aspera, 1605 nucleotides. RefSeq lists its product as uncharacterized. NCBI's taxonomy places the organism in Eukaryota, Metazoa, Chordata, Lepidosauria, Squamata, Candoiidae. Bases 175 to 1605 code for a protein of 476 amino acids. Gene Ontology annotation, cellular component: cytoplasm. The transcript is spliced from 11 exons. The record is from RefSeq and is a predicted model, not a curated record.